AUUUUUACUUCUCACCAUCGAAGAAUCCCUCUAUCAACCUCUCUCUCUCUCUCAUUCCUUUUCUCUUUUAAUAAAACUUUUUCAAUUUAUUUUCCCAUGAAGUGAUCCCAAACGAAAAUAGAGGCUACUUUGCUUCCUUGUUUCUUGUCUUGGAUUUUCAUAAUUAAUAAUUUUUCACCAACUUGUGGGCUUUUUUAGUUCUAUAAAUUCUCCGCUUGAAUCACAUAGAGUCCUCUUCCACUUUCUCCUUCUUUCUUUCUUAUUACCCUCUCUCUAGGUAGCUAGCAAGAUAUUUCUUAUAUAUCCUAUGGUCCGUGAGAGCCCUUGUUCUCUACCAAGCCUUUCUUCCACAUGUUCCCUGCCAUGCUGAGCUUUAACUCAUUCUCUUCCUAAGUUCCAUAUCAAAUACCCUUUCAGAUUCUCUUACCUUCUCUCAUCGUUCUCCUCCUUAAACUUCACUUUUUCUUUUGGCUUCAGCAUGCGCAACCCAUAUAGCAAAUCUUCUAUCAUCCUUAAUUCUAAUACUUAAGUUUGAAACUUUUUAGUAUUGGGUCGGAGAAUUUGACGCUUGGGAACAUAAAGUCUCUAAUUUUUUUUUCUGUGUUUUUAAUAGCUAUUAGAAGUGCAUAUUAAAUGUCCAACAUCUUGUUGUUGAUGUUUGAUAUUCAUGUAUCCGAUUCUCAGUGAAAUCUUCUUUUCCGGGUGUAUGAUCAAUUCUACUGUAAGGCGCAGGACCCAUUUAGUUCAAUCCUUCUCAGUUGCUUUCCUCUAUUGGCUUUACUACGUUUCAUGAUUUCUAACCUUUUCUUAGUUUAACGCUAUAUCAUCAAUAAUAAUAUCAUUAUAUCAUCUACUACUACUACUACUAUUAUUACAUAUAAAUACUAAAUCUGCAGUAAUUUUCUGAGUUUGUGUUUAGUGUCUGGGUCCUGUGCCAAGUGUGUUAAUUGAAAAGAAAAAGGGUCGUGCAAUAUCCUAUCUCCUGUUAAUUAAUCUCUGGUUAUCACCAUAAUAUGGCUUCCUCGAGUGGAACAUCUUCAGGGUCAUAUAUGCUUCAGAACUCAGGUUCAGAAGAGGACUUGCAGUUGCUUAUGGAUCAAAGGAAGAGGAAGAGGAUGAUAUCCAAUCGUGAAUCUGCAAGGCGAUCUAGAAUGAGAAAGCAGAAGCACUUGGAUGAUCUGGUUUCUCAAGUGGCUCAGCUGAGGAAGGAGAAUCAGCAAAUUCUCACAAGCGUUAACAUCACCACCCAACAGUACAUGAGUGUCGAGGCUGAAAACUCAGUGCUGAGGGCUCAGGUUGGAGAGCUGAGUCACAGGUUAGAGUCUUUGAAUGAGAUCAUCGAGGUGCUGAAUGCCAGCACUGGGGUUUAUGGAGCAUCAAACAGCUUUUUUGAUCAAACCAAUAGCCUCUUCAACCCUUUCAAUAUGGCUUAUCUGAACCAGCCUAUUGUGGCUUCUGCAGACAUGUUUCAGUACUAAGAAGAGAAGAAAGGAAGAGUGGUAUUGUUGAUUUCUUCUAGGUGUUGAGUCUGUUGAGAAAUUGUAAUCACUACCAUAUGGUGAUAAGGAAUAAUGAAUGUGUAUCAUAAAGCUGGUGAGAUUGUUAGGUGCUGGUUCUGUGGAUGGGGCCUGUUUGGAGACUAAUAUGAAUUGGGAUAUGGGCCACUAUUGUUGCCACCCUCCUUUGCUAUAUUGUAAUAAUAAUAUUAACCUAGUUCUCUAUGUUAUUCUACCUAUAUCUUUUUUUUUUUUCAAUUGAAUGUUUUAUAUAAUUUGUAGUUCUAUGCUGAAAUCGGUGUUUAUUUGACUAAGUCGAGAGGGUAGACGAUUUUGCAAAUUAAUGUUGAAUGAUUGGGAAAGUGGACAAAUUUGAGUUCAUUACAUUAGUGAUCUUCCCUUGAACCUGGACAUAGAUGAUUCAUAUAUACAUUCAAUCACGGUUAAAUCUGUCACUUCUCUUUGGAUGGUGGUAUUUUGAAUUAUUUUUCUGCUGAUGUUUGCUCUUUCAUGCACUAUAAGGGGCAAACUAGGCUAUGCUUAUUGAGCAUUCACACAUACAAACUCGAGGCAAGUCAAAAGGCAAUUUCCACCAGGCUCCAUCGAAGAAGUUGAUUUUAAUGCGGUAUUAGUAUUUGGGGGCGAUUAGAAGACCUUAAUUAGGCGGUUCAAAGUGAUUUGUAACCUUUUUAUAAGGUUUUCAAAUCUUUUAAGCAUUUUUAACAUUAGUUGUUUACUAAUAGUAGAAUUUUACUGCGAUAAAAGUUAGUCACAUUAAUAAAAACCACACAUGUUGUCCAUUUGAAAAAGUGUAUCACAGAAAUUCAAUAAAAAUAAACUGUAAUUUUUUGUAAUACUGUUAAACUAGUAACUCAAACUUGCUCUAGGAAACAAUAAAAUUUAUCAAUACUAAGAAACAAGUUUUAAGAUAUCGAAAGAGAUUACUAGAAUUGUGUUUGUAUUGUCUAGGUUCCUCAUGUACUCAUAAAAAACACGUAUCUUAAUUAAAGA
Abrus precatorius (Indian licorice) is the source of this 2507-nucleotide messenger RNA. Its product is annotated as bZIP transcription factor 11-like. NCBI's taxonomy places the organism in Eukaryota, Viridiplantae, Streptophyta, Magnoliopsida, Fabales, Fabaceae. The record is from RefSeq and is a predicted model, not a curated record. Gene Ontology annotation, biological process: positive regulation of DNA-templated transcription. The coding region runs from base 1014 to 1478 and encodes 154 amino acids. Gene Ontology annotation, molecular function: DNA-binding transcription factor activity; transcription cis-regulatory region binding. Gene Ontology annotation, cellular component: nucleus. The transcript has a single exon.